Colletotrichum godetiae is the source of this 1929-nucleotide messenger RNA. RefSeq lists its product as uncharacterized. Gene Ontology annotation, cellular component: membrane. Gene Ontology annotation, biological process: transmembrane transport. Bases 1 to 1929 code for a protein of 642 amino acids. Lineage: Eukaryota; Fungi; Ascomycota; Sordariomycetes; Glomerellales; Glomerellaceae. Gene Ontology annotation, molecular function: transmembrane transporter activity. The transcript has 15 exons. The record is from RefSeq and is a predicted model, not a curated record.
AUGGCAAGUUCCAGUUCCAUCGCCGACAGGUUUCGGGCGCAAGUUUCUCGCAGACAUAUCAAUACAGAAGCUAUCAUCGAGGCUCCAUUAGUUCAUCUUGAUGAUGACGAACUUGAGGAGGACGUGCGCCAAUUUGCCGAGAAGCUACCUGGUGUUCCUUUCAAAGACAUACUAAAAGCAGCUCGAGUGGCAAAAGAAGUCCGAGCAUGCAUGGAUGAGGGCCUUCAAGAUACUCUACCCAUCGAAUUUCGAGUGACAGACGACGAGCGGGCGGCUCUAAGGGCAGAGAGAGACAAAGCAUUUUCCCAGGGUGGCAUGACUGUCAUCGUCGUUACUGUAGCACUGGCAGCCCUGCUACAAGGCCAUGUUCAAGCUUCGAUCAAUGCCGGCAGUAUAUACGCGAGACUUCUUCAAGUCUCCAGCACACCUAAUCAGAAUAGUCCACCGUGGCAGCUUGGCGCCAUGAACUCAAUACCAUUCUUAGCGGCCGCCAUCGUGGGCGCUCCGAUGUCACUCCCACUAAAUUACUGGAUGGGCAGACGAGGUGCCAUUGCUGUUGCUGCUGCUCUUAUCUUCGCCAGCUCUCUGGCUUCUGGAUUUGUGCACACGUGGCAACAGCUUCUUGGCGUCAGAAUCAUCAACGGUCUUGGAAUGGGCAUCAAAGCCGUCAGCACGCCGAUUCUUGCAUCAGAGACUGCGAUUGACCAAUGGAGAGGAUCUUCUAUUCUGAUGUGGCAGCUAUGGGUGGCCUUCGGCAUCAUGCUGGGAAAUGCCGUCAAUCUCAUUCUCGCUGGUGCAGGCGACUUAGCUCUUCGAUUGAUUCUAGCCGCUCCUAUGGUUCCUGCAAUUUUCACGCUCAUUGCGCUGGCAUACUGCAUGGAAAGCCCCCGAUUUUACAUGCAGAAGAACACACCAAACUACCGACCCAUGCGCGCCUAUGAAAUCCUGUCCAAAGUGCGGAACACACAGCUCCAAGCUCUCCGAGAUGUUUACCUCAUCCACAAGAACGUCGAAUACGAAGACGUGUCCAUGAAAAACCAGAAACAGGGCCUAACGUUUGCCAAUCAUAUGUCAUUCGCCUUGUCAGAUGCCUAUCGGCAAUACAGUCAUCUCCUGACUACUCUACGAUUGCGGAAUGCUGUCUGGAGUACGUGUAUAGUGGCUCUCGCACAGCAGCUUUGUGGAAUCAAUGUGUUCGCCUUCUAUUCAAACAACUUCUUUAUUCAAGAGGAACCAAGCCCUCGCAACGCCAUGCUUUAUAGCUUAGGCUUCGGUGCCGUCAAUUUCUUGUUCGGCCUCCUUGCCAUUAGAUCGAUUGACAACUUCGGUAGACGUCGAUGGCUACUUGUCACACUGCCAUUAAUGUGCAUUCUUCUGGCCGCAGCAGCUCUGUCUUUCCUGCUUCCUAAGGGACCGACUCAGAUUGGAAUCAUUGCAUUAUUUAUAUUUUUAUUUGCGGCUGUGUACUCGCCAGGACUUGGUCCGAUACCUUUUACACUUGCUUCUGAGAGUUUUCCCCUUGCUCACCGCGAAGCUGGAUGUUCCGUCGCCAUCUCAGUCAACCUGUUCUUUGCGGGCAUACUCACGAUCGUUUUCCCUGCCGUCAAUAAUGCAUUGAAGUCGUGGGGUACGCUGGCGCUGUUCGCUGGCCUCAAUCUGGUGGCCUUUGCGUUAAUUUUCUUGCUAGUUGAGGAGACCAAACAAGUGAGUCUUGAAGAGUUGAGUCUCAUCUAUGCAGUACCGAAGAAGGAUUUCGCACGGUUCCAGCUCAGAGAGCAUUUGCCGUUUCUGGUGAAGAGAUAUCUGACACGCACUUGGAAUGGCGGCGACCCACCCAACUUCUACACAAAGGUCAUUGACGGUUCCUAUGCUCCCGACAUAGGUCACGAGUUGGAAACAAUGCGACGGGAUGAGUCUGUGGAUGAGUGA